Molecule: messenger RNA, 3769 nt
Organism: Macrosteles quadrilineatus (aster leafhopper)
Lineage: Eukaryota; Metazoa; Arthropoda; Insecta; Hemiptera; Cicadellidae
Product: TBC1 domain family member 31-like
Exons: 22
Coding region: 127-3729 (1200 amino acids)
Cellular component (GO): centrosome
Molecular function (GO): protein binding
Source: RefSeq, a predicted model, not a curated record
UAACAAUGAGUUAAAUUUAUUUUGUCAGGAAAUUUGAAGGCGAAUGGCUAACUCAUACUAAUAUUUUAGAUGAGAAUUCCGGAAUGAAUUUUACUUAUUAAAAUAUGAAGAACAAUUUUCUGCAUUAUGACUGAUGGAGAUGAAAGCCUUAAUUUGAUUCUCCAUGACAAUAACAAGGAGAUUCCAAAGACUUCAUUUGAAAAGAAGAAAGUUGGUAAAGAUGGAUUGGUACUUCAUGUCCACCAUUCAUUGCCUGGACCGAAAGGAAAAGUUUCUAAACACCAUUUCACCUCAGCGUCCUUUGAUUUGGCAGGAGAACGACUAGCAGUGUCUGACUCUAUGGGGAACACCUUCAUUAUAGAUUUAUUGUAUAAUAAAUUUUGGAUGCUUCCUAAAUUGCCAGCAAGUAACUUCAUUGUCUUUUCAAAGUACAACCUAAAGAGACAAGAGAUCCUGGUUGGAAGUGUGUCUGGUCCUUUGCUUUUUGUCAAUGUUGAGAGUGGAGAGACAACUGGAGAGCUUGUGGGUCACAGAGAGCCUGCCUUGCAUGUGUCAUUCUGUGACUUGGAGCCCUACUGUCUCACUGUGUGUGUUGUAGAGAGUGGAGAGACAACUGGAGAGCUUGUGGGUCACAGAGAGCCUGCCUUGCAUGUGUCAUUCUGUGACUUGGAGCCCUACUGUCUCACUGUGUGUGUUGUAGAGAGCGGAGAGACAACUGGAGAGCUUGUGGGUCACAGAGAGCCUGCCUUGCAUGUGUCAUUCUGUGACUUGGAGCCCUACUGUCUCACUGUGUGUGUUAUAGAGAGUGGAGAGACAACUGGAGAGCUUGUGGGUCACAGAGAGCCUGCCUUGCAUGUUUCAUUCUGUGACUUGGAGCCCUACUGUCUCACUGUGUGUGUUGUAGAGAGCGGAGAGACAACUGGAGAGCUUGUGGGUCACAGAGAGCCUGCCUUGCAUGUGUCAUUCUGUGACUUGGAGCCCUACUGUCUCACUGUGUGUGUUGUAGAGAGCGGAGAGACAACUGGAGAGCUUGUGGGUCACAGAGAGCCUGCCUUGCAUGUGUCAUUCUGUGACUUGGAGCCCUACUGUCUCACUGUGUGUGUUAUAGAGAGCGGAGAGACAACUGGAGAGCUUGUGGGUCACAGAGAGCCUGCCUUGCAUGUGUCAUUCUGUGACUUGGAGCCCUACUGUCUCACUGUGUGUGUUAUAGAGAGCGGAGAGACAACUGGAGAGCUUGUGGAGAGUGGAGAGACAACUGGAGAGCUUGUGGGUCACAGAGAGCCUGCCUUGCAUGUGUCAUUCUGUGACUUGGAGCCCUACUGUCUCACUGUGUGUGUUAUAGAGAGUGGAGAGACAACUGGAGAGCUUGUGGGUCACAGAGAGCCUGCCUUGCAUGUGUCAUUCUGUGACUUGGAGCCCUACUGUCUCACUGUGUGUUCUACCUCAGCUAUCAUAUGGGACCUGAGGACCAACUGUUUAGUACAUCAGCUUACUCUGAGGUCAUCCAUCUGCAUAAAACUGGUAAGGUUCAUGCCAGUAUCCAACCACAUUCUGGGGCUGUUUGAUGACAGUUCAGUGCAUGUAUGGAGACUUGACAGUCUCGUCUGUACCAAGCAGAUGUUCCCCGAGGAUUGGGGCGGACGUAACAUCAGAGCUGUGGCAUUUACCAGGAAUGGUAGAGGGAUGGUUUUGGCAGGACAGUCCGCAGCCCUAGCUGUGUUUGUGGUGGAUAACUGGACCUUACAAAAACUUAUCACCCUUCCUGACAACUUCAAGGCAGUCAAACAUUUAGAGUUUGUUCCACAAUUGUUUGACGGAGGUGCAAACAAGAUACUUGCAGUCCUCACUACCAACUGUGUUGCUUUGUUUGUGGACACAGAAAGUUCAAUUUUGCUGAGAAGUGUUGAACAAGUUGAAGGGUGUGUCAACCGGCUCGAGUCAAGCCUCAGCGGGAAGUAUGUUGUGUUACUGAUGCAGACAGGUGAAGUAGAUAUAUUCAGCAGUAGUCAGUUGAUUUUUGGUGGGAAACAUCAGCUGUUAGUAUCAGAAGCUCAGACUGACUCAGUGGCCAAGACUAGAACUAAACAGCAGCAUCAUGAACAGAUUAACAAGUUGGUAGACCUAAGUCAGUUGCGACCCAUACUGAAAGAAUUUGGAGAAUAUCCAGAAGCCUACAGGAAAUUAAUCUGGAAAACUAUUUUGGAACUUCCAGAAAACCAAAGUGCCUAUGUAACUUUGAUAAACAAGGGAAUACAUCCAGCAUUCGCUACUUUAGACAAAGUUUUCCCAUUGAGUGACAGAUCCCUUUCCAGCAGUGUGAAAAGACUUCUGUCAUGCCUGGCCUACUGGUCGCCAAUAUUUCUACAAGUCAAGCAUCUACCUAUAUUUGUUCUGCCUUUUGUAAAACUCAUCAGACAUGAUCAGUUUGCUUGUUUUGAGACCGUUGCUUCGGUAAUAGUAAACUGGUGCCAAGGGUGGUUCCAGUUUGUGCCAUACCCCCCACUCCAUCUGCUGGACACUGUGAAGGCUCUAUUGGCAUCAGCUGACAACCAACUGAUGGCUCACUUCAACAGGUGCCAUGUAACAGCUGACCUGUACGUCUGGUCAUUGUUGGAGACUGCGUUUUAUGAGGUUUUAGGUUGGAAAGAGUGGCAACAGUUAUGGGAUCAUGUGCUUUCAAAUCAUCCAGCUCUCUUACUCUUCUUUGUUGUGGCUUUCAACAUUACUUGCCGAUCAUCCCUUAUGAACCUACACGACAUUGAAGACUUUGAGCACUUUUACCACACAGAAGUGAUGAUUAAUAUGAAUCAGCUGAUCUCCAAAUGUUAUCAGCUGUGGACUGACACUAGAGCUGAUAAACAUCCUAAACACCAAUUGACAUCCUACAAGCCUCUGCUCAGUGGAAAUAUGUACCAGAUAUUUACUGAUUACCCAAAACACCUCUUAGACAACCAGCUGGAAAAGCUUAGUUCUUUCUACGACGAGCAAGAGUUCUUGAAGAGCCAAGAGAAUAACAUUAACAAUCAGAAAGUGGGUCUUGACGCUGAGCAAAAGCAGUUGAAUGAGGCUUCAGUUAAGGAAAAUAGAUUGAAAGAGCUUGAGCAAAUCUACAGACAUGCUUUGAAAAGAGAAGAAAACCUCUUAGAAGAACAAAGACAGAGCCUGCUGGCAGCUCGUAGAGAACUGAGAGGCAAAGAGGCUGUUGUCAGAUCACAAUCAAUGGACAAAACUCUGCAAGAGAAGGCAGAUAAGUACGCUCAGUUGGAGAAACUCAUGGAUCAACUUGAAAACAAGAAAGGAACGUCAGACUUCCAGUCGUGUGGUAGUUGGAGUUCUUCACAUCAGUCGUCAAAUCCAUCUGCUCUACGGUUACAACAUGCAUCAGCUGUUUAUCAUCUUUCUAAGCUGAAAAAGUUGCAUCAACAAACAAAAAUGAGACAUCCAGAGUUAAAAAUGUGUAGCGGCAAGUUUGAAGAUUUACUUCGGAGGAUAGAGAUUGCACUGGACGAAGAAAAAAUAUCCAAACAUUUGAGGCCUUGUCACACUGAUCAAUUUAUCAAUUUGGAGGAAGAAACGCAGGCAUUGGAAGAUGAAGCGCAGCGUCUGUUGAGGAAACUCUCUACAAAAAAUCACAAGACACAUUGUUUACAGUGUUCUGAUCCAUCAACCUGUGGUUCUAAAAUUGGACAGAGCUCGUGCUACUGUUGUGGAGACACUAAAAGGAAAUAGUUUGCAAUAUGGUUUCUGAUAUGAUAAAUUUAUGUAGUAU